Molecule: messenger RNA, 1450 nt
Organism: Paramisgurnus dabryanus
Lineage: Eukaryota; Metazoa; Chordata; Actinopteri; Cypriniformes; Cobitidae
Gene: osgepl1
Product: O-sialoglycoprotein endopeptidase-like 1
Biological process (GO): tRNA threonylcarbamoyladenosine modification
Cellular component (GO): mitochondrion
Source: RefSeq, a predicted model, not a curated record
AUUGCAGUUUUAACAUUGAACUUUAAUAACAUAUGAAGGUGAUCAGUCUUUAAAAAGAACAUAAUCGGCUUUCAUUUAAAACGUACAUCAUCUGCUUUGAUCUGGUAACGUUAGUUGACUGUCUGAGGUAAUGAGAAUAUAUUAGUGUACAUAAGUGUACGAGAGCAGCAUGAAUACAGGAGCUUGGACUGGACCGGUUCGGUUCUGGAUGAAGCGCUGCAUGAAUGUUAGUAGAGGAUUUAGAGUGGAUCGGCCAAGAUUAGUACUGGGCAUUGAGACGAGCUGUGAUGAGACGGGUGCAGCGGUACUGGAUGAGAAUGGGGUGAUUUUGGGAGAAUCUUUGCAUUCUCAAAAACAGACCCACCUAGAUGCUGGUGGCAUUAUCCCAACCGUAGCCCAACGCUUACACAAAGAAAACAUCAGCCGAGUUGUUCAGGAGGCCUUAAGAAGGAGUUCAAUUGAACCGUGUGAACUCACAGCUGUAGCCACAACAGUGAAACCCGGUCUCGCCCUCAGCCUAGGGAUCGGCUUGGAGUUUAGUCUGAAGUUUGUAAGGCUUCACGAAAAGCCGUUUAUUCCUAUACACCACAUGGAGGCACACGCCCUCACAGUAAGAAUGCUUCACCCCGUAGAAUUCCCAUUUCUCGUGCUUCUUGUCUCCGGAGGUCAUUCCCUCCUUGCAUUGGCCAAAGGAAUCGAUGAGUUUUGCCUUUUGGGCCAAUCACUGGAUGAAGCAGCGGGGGACACUUUAGAUAAGAUUGCCAGGCGGCUUUCCCUUAGGAAUCACUCCGAGUGUUCCACGUUGAGCGGCGGACAAGCCAUAGAGCUUCUGGCAAAAGAAGGGAAUCGACUCGCGUUUCAUUUUAGAUCACCAAUGGGACAACUCUACGACUGCAACUUCUCAUUCGCUGGUUUGCGAAAUCAAGUGACCAUGGCAAUAAUCAAAAAAGAGAAAGAGGAGGGUGUUGAAACAGGACAGUUAUUAUCGUGUGUUAAAGACAUCGCCGCUGCCGCGCAGCACACCGUGGCAUCUCAUAUAGCUAAACGUACACAUCGUGCCAUAUUGUUCUGUAAGGCCAAAGGUCUUCUACCACACCAUAAUCCAACCCUUGUUCUUUCAGGAGGUGUAGCGAGCAAUGAAUACAUCAGACAGACUGUAAAAAUCGUCACGGAUGCCACUGGGAUGCAGUUAGUCUGCCCUCCAUCAAAGUUUUGCACUGAUAAUGGAGUCAUGAUUGCGUGGAAUGGUAUAGAGAGACUUAAGCAUGGAACGGGGAUCUUGUCGCAUACCGAAGAAGUCUACUAUGAACCAAAGGCACCACUUGGAUUGGACAUAACAGCAGAAGUUAAAGAGGCUGCAAUCAAAGUGCCACCAUUAAAACUGAGGUUAAAUUCUUGAUAUUGUUCAUAAACAGCUUUUUUCUUGUUAAUAAAUUAUUUUUUAAAAGAA